Molecule: messenger RNA, 499 nt
Organism: Rhinichthys klamathensis goyatoka
Lineage: Eukaryota; Metazoa; Chordata; Actinopteri; Cypriniformes; Leuciscidae
Product: creatine kinase, testis isozyme-like
Exons: 2
Biological process (GO): phosphocreatine biosynthetic process
Molecular function (GO): creatine kinase activity
Source: RefSeq, a predicted model, not a curated record
CUUGAACAGAGCUGCAAAAACUCAAACUGUUUGUUCUUUCAGAUUGAGGAUUUGUUCAAAAACAAGGGUCACUCGUUCAUGUGGAAUGAGCACCUCGGCUACGUCCUCACCUGCCCAUCCAACCUCGGCACAGGCCUGCGUGCAGGAGUGCAUGUCAAACUGCCUAAUCUCAGCAAGUACCGCCAGUUUGAAGAGAUCCUUAAGAGACUGAGGCUGCAGAAACGUGGAACCGGUGGUGUGGACACUGCAGCUGUGGGCGGUACUUUUGACAUCUCCAACGCUGACCGCCUGGGCUUCUCUGAGGUGGAGCUGGUGCAGAUGGUGGUGGAUGGAGUCAAGCUGAUGAUAGAGAUGGAGAAACGGCUGGAGAAAGGCCAGUCCAUCGAUGACCUUAUGCCUGCCCAAAAGUAGACUGCAUUUCAACCUCACUUCACACAUUCUUCUCUCUCCACCUCCUCUCACCUUUGUUAACUGAUGGAUUAAAUGUUUGUUGACUUGU